UCGACAGGUGGUACGAGCGCGGCCUCGCCUGGUACCGGAGCCUGAUGCCACGCACCCUGGACGGGCAGAUCACCAUAGAGAAGACUCCCAGCUACUUCGUGACUCUCGAGGCCCCUCGCCGAAUCCACAGCAUGUCCCCGGACACGAAGCUGAUCGUGGUGGUUCGCAACCCCGUGACCCGGGCCAUCUCCGAUUACGCCCAGACGCUCUCCAAGACCCCGGGCCUGCCCAGCUUCCGAGCCCUGGCCUUCCGCCACGGCCUGGGCCCCGUGGACACGGCCUGGAGUGCUGUGCGCAUCGGCCUCUACGCCCAGCACCUGGACAACUGGCUUCGAUACUUCCCUCUGUCCCACUUCCUGUUUGUCAGCGGCGAGCGCCUGGUCAGUGACCCGGCUGGAGAAGUUGGCCGAGUGCAGGACUUCCUGGGCCUCAAAAGGGUCGUCACGGACAAGCACUUCUACUUCAAUGCCACCAAGGGCUUCCCCUGCCUCAAGAAGGCCCAGGGGAGCAGCCGCCCCCGCUGCCUGGGCAAGUCCAAGGGCCGGCCCCACCCCCGGGUGCCCGAGGCAGUGGUCCAGCGUCUGCGGGACUUCUACCAGCCCUUCAACCGCAAGUUCUACCAGAUGAUCGGCCAGGACUUUGGCUGGGACUGAGAGGCCAGGCCAGUCCACGCCCUGUCUGGGGAUACUCAGUAACCUUAAUUUAUGCCUGUCACCCAGCCAAAGCAGGCUGUGUGCACAUGCUGGGUAGAGAGAACUAUUUAAGAAAUAAAGUUUGGAACUGUGUUCUUCCA
Molecule: messenger RNA, 793 nt
Organism: Myotis brandtii (Brandt's bat)
Lineage: Eukaryota; Metazoa; Chordata; Mammalia; Chiroptera; Vespertilionidae
Gene: HS3ST6
Product: heparan sulfate (glucosamine) 3-O-sulfotransferase 6
Exons: 2
Coding region: 45-653 (202 amino acids)
Molecular function (GO): [heparan sulfate]-glucosamine 3-sulfotransferase activity
Source: RefSeq, a predicted model, not a curated record